AUCAUCUGACUCCCAUUUCAACAAAGCCACUUCCCACCUCAACAUAGCAAUAGCAAAAUCUGCUACGUCUACAGACAAGCCAAUCAUUCAGCAUAUUCCUCAUCAUGAGUUCAGAAAACAAGAACCAUGGUGAUGAAGCAUCAUCACUUCCGCUGUUACCACACUCCUCCUCAACCUCUAAGCAUGAGUCUGACGGCGAGCUUGAGAGAAUUCUCUCCGACACCACCGUGCCCCUCCUCACCCGCCUCGGUCCCGCCACCUGGAUCGAGCUCAAGCUCCUCUUUCACUUGGCCGCCCCCGCCGUCCUAGUCUACCUCAUCAACUAUGUCAUGUCCAUGUCCACCCAAAUCUUCUCGGGACACCUUGGAAACCUUGAACUCGCCGCCGCGUCGCUUGGUAACGCCGGCAUCCAAGUCUUCGCUUAUGGUCUCAUGUUGGGUAUGGGAAGUGCUGUGGAGACGCUAUGUGGACAAGCAUUUGGUGCUCACAAAUAUGAAAUGCUUGGAAUCUACUUGCAGAGAUCAACCAUCCUUCUCUCUCUUGCUGGCUUGGUUUUGACGUUGGUAUACAUUUUUAGCGAACCCAUUCUAAUUUUUCUCGGUGAGUCCCCACAAAUUGCGUCCGCAGCCGCGCUUUUUGUGUGGGGCCUCAUCCCUCAAAUCUUUGCAUAUGCCGUGAACUUCCCCAUCCAGAAGUUCCUUCAAGCACAGAGCAUAGUCGCGCCCAGCGCAUACAUUUCAGCCGCCACGCUGGUGUUGCAUCUCUUGCUGAGCUGGGUGGCAGUUUACGAGGUUGGGCUAGGCUUGUUGGGUGCGUCGCUAGUUUUGAGCUUAUCGUGGUGGAUUAUCGUGAUUGCGCAGUACGUGUACAUUUUGAAGAGCGAGAGGUGUAAGCGCACAUGGCAAGGAUUUUCGUGGCAGGCAUUUUCGGAGUUGCCCGAGUUUUUCAAACUGUCGGCGGCAUCUGCUGUGAUGUUGUGCCUGGAGACUUGGUACUUUCAAAUUUUGGUUUUGCUGGCAGGGCUGCUUCCUCAUCCUGAGUUGGCUCUUGAUUCCCUUUCCAUUUGUACCACAAUUAGUGGGUGGGUGUUCAUGAUCUCUGUUGGAUUCAAUGCAGCUGCAAGUGUGAGAGUGAGCAACGAACUUGGAGCAAGAAAUCCAAAAUCAGCCUCAUUUUCAGUUGUGGUUGUGACAUUGAUUUCAUUCAUAAUGUCGGUUAUUGCAGCACUAGUGGUGCUUGCAUUACGGGAUAUCAUUAGUUACGUCUUCACAGGGGGUGAAGAGGUUGCUGCUGCAGUCUCAGACCUUUGCCCACUGCUAGCACUUUCUAUUCUCCUCAAUGGCAUUCAGCCCGUCUUAUCAGGUGUGGCUGUUGGAUGUGGAUGGCAAACUUUCGUUGCGUAUGUAAACGUGGGUUGUUACUACGGUGUUGGCAUUCCAUUGGGCGCUGUUCUCGGCUUCUAUUUCAAAUUUGGAGCCAAGGGAAUAUGGCUGGGAAUGCUAGGUGGCACAGUUAUGCAAACAAUAAUUCUAAUGUGGGUCACAUUUAGAACGGAUUGGAUCAAGGAGGUAGAGGAAGCAAGCAAGAGAUUGAACAAGUGGGAGGAAAAAACAGAGCCACUUCUAAACUGAAAAAUUGAAUAACGCAUGUGGGCCAUGCUAUUCAAUGAUAUUGGAAAAAUGGCAGCGUAACGUAAUGCAGAGGCUAAGUUUGUUUUUCAGUUUGGGCAGGUCAAUGUGGGUUUGAGUUGUAUUGAACAAUGUGUCACUAUGUUUGGAUGGCUUCAACUCAUAUUCACCUUAACUCACUUUGUGUCCAAAACCCACUUUCACUCAACUCCACUCAAUCCUCACUUCUACUUUGGAUGAAAGUUGGUUGGUACAUUGAUAUUGAACUUUUAUAGUAUUAUACACUAUGAAAGUACUUUUGGUUAAUAUUAUCCAAACAAAAUUAAUUUAUCAAACUUACUUUUAAAAUAAAA
Molecule: messenger RNA, 1981 nt
Organism: Lotus japonicus
Lineage: Eukaryota; Viridiplantae; Streptophyta; Magnoliopsida; Fabales; Fabaceae
Product: protein DETOXIFICATION 40-like
Exons: 7
Coding region: 105-1631 (508 amino acids)
Biological process (GO): xenobiotic detoxification by transmembrane export across the plasma membrane
Cellular component (GO): membrane
Molecular function (GO): xenobiotic transmembrane transporter activity; antiporter activity
Source: RefSeq, a predicted model, not a curated record